Neurospora tetraspora is the source of this 647-nucleotide messenger RNA. RefSeq lists its product as uncharacterized. NCBI's taxonomy places the organism in Eukaryota, Fungi, Ascomycota, Sordariomycetes, Sordariales, Sordariaceae. The transcript has a single exon. The record is from RefSeq and is a predicted model, not a curated record. Bases 76 to 462 code for a protein of 128 amino acids.
GGUGAGGAUGGUAAGGAUGGUGAGGGUGGUGAGGAUGGUGAGGGUGGUGAGGAUGGUGAAUCCUCUGGUAAUUCAAUGACCGCCCAGUCAUCAAGAACUUCAGCUGGGGCGCCACCGCCACCACCACCACCGGAGGCUUCGAACAGAGGUAGUAGACUUCUAAAGCUAUUUGGACGGACUCCUCGAUCCAAUAGAGACCGUGAAGGCCAGAAUAGUAGGGGUGACGGGAAUGACGAAGAUGGUCAGGGUCGUGAAGAUGGUGAGGGUGGUGGAGGUGGUGAGCAACGCCCGCACCGGCUCACCAGGCUAUUUCACAGACGCAGGGAUCAAAAUCCUAUACCUGUGACCCGGGUACCAUUAAAUGACAUUCGGUCUGGCCAGGGUGACGUUGGUCUGCAACUCAGCAACACGGUACGCAUUGUGUCUGCAGCGGCUGCCGCUGCAGGUGCUUGGGUUGGGUGAAGGUCCAUGAGGAUGUGAAGCAUAACAGCGAAGCUCCAACUGAGCAGCGUAGGGAGAGGUUUACUUGAUAUAGAGGAGUGAAGCGAAGAUUACUAGUCAGUAGAGUUCAUAAACGAAAAUGGUUCAUCCGUAAUCCGUCAAAUUUGUUUUCCUCUCACGCGCUUCGUCAUGUGUAGUUCGCGCCG